Molecule: messenger RNA, 1839 nt
Organism: Hippopotamus amphibius kiboko
Lineage: Eukaryota; Metazoa; Chordata; Mammalia; Artiodactyla; Hippopotamidae
Product: myomegalin-like
Exons: 10
Coding region: 1-1839 (612 amino acids)
Source: RefSeq, a predicted model, not a curated record
AUGGUGAGCACUCUGGACUCUGAAUCCAGCGAUCCGAGUUCGAGUCUCGGUGGGACCUUUCCCUUUAGGCCGCGCCGGCGUCUUUUACUCCCGCAGCCAGAACUCAGUCUCCUGCCGAAGCCCGCGUUCCUCCGGCUCCUGUUCCUGCCACCGCAGGCACCUGGCAGCCGCGUCCCUGACCUCUGCCGGCUCCUUCUCAAGAAAACCGGCUUCUCCGACCUGCGCGGUCCACAUGGGCAGGUGGCGCGCAGGUGGGGGACGAGCCCGGGCUGUCCCCGCUGGCCCCGGGCGGUCAGCCCGUCUCUGGCCAUCGGAGGCCCGGCCCCGCCGCCAAGCGGCGCAGCGACCGAGCCAGUGCCACCCCGCCGUCGGGGCCCCCUGGGUCUCGGGGGACCCACCUCUAACUUCUACAAUCCAAGCCUGGAGUCCACGCCUCAGCUCUGCAGUGAGAACAGAGUCCUUAGGGAAGAAAACCGGAGCCUUCAGGCUCAGCUCAGUCAUCUUUCCAGAGAGCACUCCCAGGAAACAGAAUGUCUGAGGGAGGCUCUGCUGACCUCUCGGUCCCAACUUCAAGAGCUGGAAAUGGAGCUAGAGCACCAAAAGGUGGAACGACAGCAGCUUUUGGAAGACUUGAAGGAGAAGCAACAGGAGAUCUUGCAUUUCCAGGAGGAACGGCUAUCUCUCCAGGAGAAAGACUCCAGGCUGCAGCAUAAGCUGGCCCUCUUGCAGCAACAGUGUGAAGAGAAACAGCAGCUCUUCCAGUCCCUCCAGUCAGAGCUGCAGAUCCACGAGGCACUUAAUGGCAAUUCCAAGAAGGGGCUGAAAGCUUACACCUGGGAUGCCUGUCACCAAGUCCCUUUGGGCAGUGACUUGAGCCGCCUGGUGGCAGAGAUCCGAGCUUUGAGAGGGCAGCUGGAGCAGAGCAUUCAGGUGAACAACUGUCUGCGACUGCAGCUUGAACAGCAGUUGGAUGGUGGUGCCAGCAAAGCCAGCCUCAGCCCCUCCUCUGUUAACCAGAAAUUCCCCAACAACACUGACCCUGGAAACAAGCAGCUGCUCUUCCAAGAUUCAGUUGCCUCCCCUCCAGUUCGGGAUGUGGGCAUGAAUUCUCCAGUUCUGGUCCUCCCCAGCUCCUCUUCUGCUGCUUCUGGCUCAGGGACCACAACCUUCAACAGGAAAAAUGAGCUGGGUUUGGAUGCUUCUCCAGUAAUGAAGAACCCUCCCAAGCUGGAGGGUGAUGCUACUGAUGGCUCCUUUGCCAAUAAGCAUGGCCGCCAUGUCAUUGGCCACGUUGAUGACUAUAGUGCCCUAAGACAGCAGAUUGAAGAGGGCAUACUGCUGGUCAAGAAGGUAGCAUCCCUCAUGAGAUCAACCUGCAACUUCCUUGGCCUUGAAGCUCUAGGCACAGAGGUGAUGGGCAGUGAAGCCAUCCAUGAGCUCAGGAGCAGUGCCAACGCCCUGCACCACCGGCUGGAGGAGUCCGCCUCCCUCCUCACCAUGUUCUGGCGAGCAGCCUUGCCAAGCUCCCAUGGCCCUGCGCUGGGUGGCAAAGUGGGAGAGUCCAUGAAAAGGGAGCUUCUGGAACUGAGAACCAAACUAUCCAGACAGGAGAGUCUCCUUCAGAGCACAGCUGAGCAUCUGAAGACCGCCAACCAGCAGAAGGAGAGCUUGGAGCAGUUCAUCUUCAGCCAGUGUGAAAUCCCUAAGGGCUCUUCCAUGCACUCCAGUCCUGUGACCCUUGCCUUCCAGGAGCCAAGCAAGAAGCGAAGCCACCAGAGGUCCUCCAAACAGCAGGAAGGAUGGGCCUGCCCCCCUUUUUCACAGCUCCCUGUCUGCUGA